AUGAAGAAGGCUUCAUCGAAUCCCUCGUAUACAGAACGCAUCCGCUCUUGGGCCCGAACCAAAGCGCAUGGCUCCUCGCCACUCGCCCCAGACACGAACCAGCCGACGCAGUCUCUCUCCAUAAGCAAUCCCCCUGCGACCACCGCGAUCCAGGUCAGCUCCGGCCUCCAGAAUGACACCACCAACAUCCCUCCCUUCCCAUCGCGCGACAUCAACGGCCUCGCCCGCCAGUCGUCGAAACCGACGAUCAUCAACUCCACAGCCAAUGCCUCGCUCGAUAGCCCACCACCCACUUCACUUCCGGAAGUUGAUGCCGCGGGGCUGGUCGUAAACAAUGAACAAGAAAUCAAGCCCACGAAAAAGAACGUUGCCAUGCGAUUCUGGCUCACCAGUAAAUUCAUCCUCUUGUCCAGCUACGCCAAUCUCCUGCUGGUCGUUGUACCCGUCGGUAUUGCCGCAAAGGCGGCCAACCUGAGCCCGGGCAUCGUCUUUGCGAUGAAUGCCAUCGCCAUCGUUCCCCUGGCGGGUCUCCUCAGUCAUGCUACCGAGAGCGUGGCCAAGAGGAUGGGAGACACGAUAGGUGCACUUAUGAAUGUUACGUUUGGUAACGCCGUCGAGCUCAUCAUCUUCAUGUAUGUCCCUCUCAACAGAGAUCAAGGCAAGAAAGAGCGAGAAGCCCUCUUAAAGGCAUUAUCAAAUCAAUCGCGUCCCAUAUCAUCCGGCCUUUCAUUUGUUCCCCACGUGUCUCCCCGUUUUAUCGCCCUCGCCAAGGUAUGUCGAUGCGACUCGCUUACGUCCUGGGAUCUUGCUGAUCCAACGCAGGGUGAAAUCCGUAUCGUCCAAGCUUCCUUACUCGGUUCGAUUCUUGCCAAUUUGCUCUUGAUUCUAGGCAUGUGUUUCCUGGUCGGUGGACUACGCUUUCGCGAGCAGAUCUACAACAGCACGGUCACGCAGAUGAGCGCAUGUCUCCUCAGUUUGAGUGUCAUGAGUCUCUUGCUUCCAACCGCUUUCCAUGCGUCGUUCAGCGAAGAGAAGAAGGCCGAUGCUACGCGAAAGGUCCUGCAAGUCAGUCGUGGUACCAGUGUGAUCCUUCUCUUCGUCUACGUCCUGUACCUACUGUUCCAACUCAAGUCCCAUGCGUACAUGUACGAGAGUACCCCACAGCACAUCAUCGACGAGGAAUCCGCCCCGGGCCCCGUCGCGCAAUGGAUGGAAACGUCCUCGGACGACUCAUCUUCUUCGUCGAGCUCCGAUUCUGAUGGAUCAAGCGGCUCGAACACUACUGCCAAGCGCUUCAAGCGUGUCAUGAGAGGAGGUAGGCGGCGCCGCAAGUCGAGUUCCGGAUCCAAGGAAACUGCUGAGCGCACCGUCCUCAGCCGGAACCCCUCUUUUGGCGACGGGUCACUGGCCACCGAGACUGCCGUCGACGAGCCACGCAUCGGCCACCGCCUUGGUGCUAUCGAUGCUGGCGAAGAGGGUGACGAUGAAGAACAUAACCAACGAAGCCGCAAGAUCUCGGUUGUCGAUCGCAUGUCGAGGCGGCAGGUCAGAAAGGAACGGAAGCGCCAGGAGAAGAACGAUCGUAAGCGAGCUCGCCGACAUGGCGACGACACCAUCCCUGGAGGAGCCGUUAUGACCGAAAAAGGCCCCGAGAGCAAUGAUGCACCUCAUCGCGUCGACUUUGCGGUGGUCAAGCCCGAGCCCUCGGGACCGGGUGAGCCAACCGACUCUUCCCAGAAGCGUCCGUUCAACAUCCGCAGCAUCACGAGUAUCCGUCCCCAGAUCCCCAAGACUUUCUCCCAGAAUGUCUUCACGCAGCCAUCACCCGCUUCAGACCUUGACGCUGGCCCUAUUCCACGAGUUCUUUAUGGCAUCCGCCGCACCAACUCGCUCCCCGACCGCCUUAACCAGCCUGUCUCUGGAGUUGCAGCCCCCAACACUCGGAUCAGCCCUACCCGCGUUUCUAGUCUCGCCGGCGCCUCCAAGAGGGAGGCCGACGAGAACAUCUCCCGUACGACAGCCAUGUUUCUCCUCCUCAUCUCGACUGGUCUCGUCGCUGUCUGCGCCGAGUUCAUGGUGGACAGCAUCAAUGACGUCGUGGCUUCGAACUCUGGUGUCGGUGAGGCUUUUAUCGGUCUGAUCAUUCUGCCCAUCGUGAGUAACGCGGCCGAACAUUUCACUGCGGUGACCGUUGCCCUUCGGAGAAAUAAGAUGGACCUAGCCAUUGGCGUCGCGGUGGGGAGCAGCAUCCAGAUUGCGCUCUUCGUGACCCCCUUCGUCGUUCUCCUGGGCUGGUGUAUGGGCCAGGACAUGAGUUUGUACUUCAGCCUUUUCGAGACCGUCUCGCUCGCCGCCGCGGCCUUUAUCGUGAAUUUCCUCGUCUUGGAUGGGCGGAGUAAUUACCUGGAAGGCGUGUUGCUUAUGGCCGCCUACGCCAUCAUUGCCGUGGCUGCUUUCUUUUACCCGAAUGCCGACCACCAGAGUAGUCUGGGCGGCAAUCCGGACGCGACGAGCAAGAUGAUCAGGAAUUUCCUCUCGAACGAGGAUCUGCCGAUCAAGCUAUCCCCAGACGAUGCUGCAAACUACUUCAAGAGAGGAGGAACGGUCGUUACCACCAAGCUGCUUCGAAUGUUCUUGGAGUACAUGGCCCAGAGCCGGACCGGGCUUCAUCCCCGGGCCCGGGGCGCCUUGAACAUCCAGACGGUGCACGCCUACGUCGAUACAUUGGGUGUGGCAUUCCAGCGCGUGCAGAACCCUAUCGACAAAGAGAUCACUGCCGCUGCUCACGCCUGGAUCGAGGUCUACCGGCUCCCUCGAGGAAUGGUCGCACGCUACACUGACAUAAGCGAGGUCCUCUUGGCUGGACCGACUAUGCGAGUUGGUUGGUGCGGACAAGCGAAUAAGAUGAAUCUGGCCAUCGGUGUUGCGGUUGCUUCGAGUAUCCCAAUUGGUAACUGCACCAGCUACCGGUACUUCCCGUGUCGAGGCGAUUCCGUCAACUUUACUCAGCCCUCUUCGUCACACCCUUCGUCGUCUCUCCUCGGCUGGGCAAUGGGCCAGUCAAUGUCCUUGUACUUCACUCUGUUUGAAAGCGUCUGUCUCUUCGUAUCAGCUCUCAUCGUCCAACUUCCCGAUUCGCGACGGCCGCAGCAAUCCUCUCGAAGGUGCGCUGCUUUGCGCGGCGUACGUGGUGAUUGCGGUGGCGGCGUUCUUCUACCCCGAAAGCGAGGAUCAGAGUAG
Messenger RNA from Drepanopeziza brunnea f. sp. 'multigermtubi' MB_m1, 3240 nucleotides. NCBI's taxonomy places the organism in Eukaryota, Fungi, Ascomycota, Leotiomycetes, Helotiales, Drepanopezizaceae. The record is from RefSeq and is a predicted model, not a curated record.